AACAGCUCCACUGUUGAUGCACAGCAAGAGAGCCACACUGAGAAGGACUUUUUCUUGAGACUCGAAGGAAGUCAAACUUGGUCGUUGGAUUUGAAAACCAGUUGAAGAAAAUCUCCGAGAUGAAGUACUACCAGUGCCCCGCACCCCAGACCAGACCAGACAUGGGAGUCGACGCCUACCCCGAGGACUGCAGCGUCCCAGUCACCUGCAGGAUCUCCGCUUCCCUGAAGCCGGUCCGGAGCGUCCACUUCCCCAACGACAUCGUCUUCCAGGACUACGUUCGCCAUGGCGAGCUGGAGAGGAUAGGACGCUUCAUCCGAGCCAGUAGAGUCAAACUGGACACCAUUUACCACUCUGGCAUGGCUGCCGUCCACGAGGCCGUCCUGUCGGGGAACCUGGAGUGUGUGAAGCUGCUGGUUCACUACGGGGCUGACAUCCACCAGAGGGACGAGGAGGGAUGGACUCCGCUGCACAUGGCCUGCAGCGACAGCUUCCCACACAUUGCACGCUACCUGCUCUCGCUGGGCGCCGACCCCGAGCUGGAGAAUGACUGCGGGGAGAAGCCGGCCGACCUCAUCGAGCCGGACAACAAGGAGCUGCUGGAGAUCUUCGGGCUGGCGGACAACGACUGAGAACGCCCGCCGCCUAAAGCACCAAGCUCAUCUUGAAUGCUGCUGCACAGUCGUCGGACUGCUCUGCAGGAACGUGCAGGAAAGGCCACAUCAAGUCCAGGAUCCUGACUUUGCGCUGUGCAGGUCAAGGACUGUGGAUGUCUGGUGGACGGAGGACCGCCUUCUGAGGGAGUGUUUGAUGGUCAGGGCUGGUUUCCUGUCAGCGCCUCGGAUCUUCUUACACUGAUGUGACCUGAGUGGUUGUAUUUGGCUGGACUCAUGGGGGCUUCUGGAUGUUGUGAAACCUGAAGCUGUUGCUGCUGCUCGGCUAAUUAGCACCUCUCACAGCUUUGUAUGCUAAAAUUAGCGAAAGCAAACAGGCGUGGGCUGACUGCCUUAAUAGCAGAUUUGUUCACCGUUUUAAAUUCAGCUGCUAAUCGUUGCCUUUUAAUCAUUUUGAGAGUUAAUUGUAUUUUUUUGUUUGUAUAUGAUUUUUUUAUACUUUUCUUUUAAAAUAAAGU
This is a messenger RNA of Stegastes partitus (bicolor damselfish), 1132 nucleotides long. It is a transcript of the gene ppp1r27b, whose product is annotated as protein phosphatase 1, regulatory subunit 27b. Lineage: Eukaryota; Metazoa; Chordata; Actinopteri; Pomacentridae. Bases 120 to 632 code for a protein of 170 amino acids. The transcript is spliced from 3 exons. The record is from RefSeq and is a predicted model, not a curated record. Gene Ontology annotation, molecular function: phosphatase binding.